Molecule: messenger RNA, 1467 nt
Organism: Emiliania huxleyi CCMP1516
Lineage: Eukaryota; Haptophyta; Isochrysidales; Noelaerhabdaceae
Exons: 3
Coding region: 1-1467 (488 amino acids)
Biological process (GO): double-strand break repair via homologous recombination
Cellular component (GO): cytoplasm; chromosome
Molecular function (GO): 3'-5' DNA helicase activity; four-way junction helicase activity; ATP binding
Source: RefSeq, a predicted model, not a curated record
AUGGCCGACGAGACAGCGGCUGAUGAGGCGCGCCUCGCCCGCUCACAACCCACCACCAGACCCAUCCCGACCUGCACGCCAGCGGAGAGGCGGCUCGGCGCCAUGCAGCGCCGGGCAGAGCAACCACCGCACCCCAUCGUCGUGCGGCGGCGCACGCACGCCGCAGGGGCCGCUCUCGCAGCGCAGCGCUCACCCUCACCGCUGCUGCUCCGGCAGGCGUCUGCCCGGACCUGGGCGCUUCUGCUCCUGCAGACGAAGCUGGCGGGCGAGGUGGCGAGGCACCGCCAAUGUGCCGAGGAGCUUCGCCACCUUGCGCGAGAGCAGGUGGCGCGCGAGGUGCGUAUUCAGAACCUCGAGCAGCAGCUGGCGCAGGCCGUAGCGGCAUGCCGCUAUGAUGCGCGCAGAGAGAGCCGUGAGAUUGCGCUGCGCGUCGCGCCUCUCCUCCUGGGCGACAAGGAACCGCGCCCGUUUCAGCUCGACGCGGCAUGCGCGCUCUUUGACGGGCGACAUACUUUCGUGCUCCGGAAGGCAGGCGAUGGGAAAAGCGUGUGCUAUCAGCUUGCCGCGCUCAUGCGGCCGCCCACGCCAAAGCCUGCGCCGCCCAAGCUUACCCUCGUCGUGAUGCCGCUGGUGGCUCUCGCGUGGGAGCAGGCGGACGAGCUCAACUCGCGCAUACCCUACCUGGCCAGCGAUGGUUUGCCCCGGAAGCUCGCGCACGUCCUCGACGGCGCGUCGCAGAGCCUCUUUGCCGGCGCGGAGGACGGCCCCGAGCCUUCCCGCGAGGAGCUGAUCCGCUCGCUGAGCGGCCAGGCGAGCCUUCCCCGUGGCUCGCCUGAGGAUCACCUCCUCGAGCGGCUGCAGGAGACGCUGCCGGGCGGAGACGCUAUGAGCACGGUCCUCUUUGUGUCGCCAGAGAAGCUGGUGCGCAGUCGAGCCCUGCACGCUCUGCUCCGCAUCGCGUACGAGGAGGGCUGGUGGCGCUGCGUCGCCAUCGACGAGGCGCACUGUGUGGACGAGCACGGCCUUGAGUUUCGGCACGACUAUCGGCUGCUAGGGGCGCUGACGGCGGUCUUCCCGGAGCUCACGUACAUGCUGCUCACCGCCACCGCCUCUCCCGUCACAGUGCAGUCCCUCUGUAUCACGCUCGGCAUCGAGACGGACCCGGUCGUGGUGCGUGGCACAACACGGCGCGAGCAGACGGCCUACACCUGUAUCGUGUGUGAGGACGGCCCGCAAAAGCUCCGCUCGGUCACCUUCGCCGUCGAGGCGGCGCACAGGGGGGGAAAGAGCACGAUGGUCUACACCAACUCGCGCCGCGGCACUGAGCGACUGGCCGGCUCCUUCCGAGAGGUGUGCGGGCUGCCGGAAGCUGCCCCCGACGGCGAGCCUUGCAUCAUCGAGGCGUACCAUGGUGCAUGGGCCAUGGGCCAUGGCUGUGGCACCGACUUCCCGAAUGAGUACGGUUGA